GCGACAGACGCGGUAAAGUGGAAUUCAAGAAUCUCCUUCUUCUCUCUUCCCGUUCCUACCCUCACCCUUUCUUCUUCAGAUCUGUGAAAAUCAGCGGAAGAAACGUCCGUGGAUACUCAGCUGCGUCGUUGUUUUCCGACUGGAUGUGAUUAAAGCUAGUUAGAAUCAGGUCUUUUCUGGACAUUCCUCAUGUUUGAAGGUCCUGCAGCAUCUAAUAGUCCUCAUCUUCGCAAGCCAGGCAGUAAAGCUGUUAGCCCGGACCAAGGUACAAGUUAUCCUGCAAAUAGUGCUCAAGAAGGUUAUGCAUUUCCAAUGGUGCUGGGUGAAAUGAAGGGCGUAAAUUUACCAAUGCCAAGUGCGGCUAUGAUGCCCUCUCCUAUCUUUCUAUGGAGGUUUAAGGUUCUAUUAUUUUUGCUGUGGGGCUUCAUUUGUUGCAAGAUUGGAUGGGAUUCAGUCAUGAGAAUGAGUGCAGAUUUGCGAGAUUUAUUCUUGUAUGAGGCCUUCUUGUACUAUAACCCUCUUCUUCUUGUGACAAUGAUGGUUUGGCUCUGGGGAGUCAGCUUAUGGGUUUUCUCACAGGGCAGUGUUAACUAUGCAAAAAUUUUUGAUCUUGAUCAGAGUCAUCUUACUCAUAAUGAAAUAUGGAAGUGUAGCAUAUGGAUGACUGUUAUUGUCCCAACUAGCAUGACAGCAUACCUUUAUCUCUACUCCCAUGGAGAAGUAUCAUUGGCAGCAUCUCAACCAGUUCUCCUGUAUAUUGCUGUUGCUUUGGUUUUGAUAUUCCCCUUUGACAUUUUUUAUUUGUCAUCUCGUUACUUCUUGCUGAGAACAUUAUGGAGGAUAGCUCUCCCGCUGCAGCCAAUUACAUUUCCUGACUUCUUCUUGGCUGAUAUUCUAACCUCCAUGGCAAAGGUAUUUUCAGAUUUGGAGCGUUCUGCUUGCCGAAUGGUUCACCGCCAGGUGGCCACCAUUGCAUGGUUUGAGGCUGAUUCGGUUUGUGGUAGUCACUCAGUUGCAAUUCCACUAGUGCUUGUUUUCCCUUAUAUUUGUCGGUUGAUGCAAUGUCUUCGUCAAUACAAGGAUACAAAGGAAAAGACUACACUUUUUAAUGCAUUAAAAUAUUCAACAGCAGUCCCUGUGAUUUUUCUUUCGGCCCUUAAAUAUCAUGUUGAACAUGAUAGGUGGACAUCCAUUUAUCGUCCGCUCUGGCUUCUCUCAAGUCUGAUGAACUCGCUCUAUUCAUUUUAUUGGGAUGUAACUCGUGAUUGGGACUUGAGUGGCUUUUCUAAGAUAUUCAAGUUCAACAGACCAAAUCUCCUUUCGAACCUGUUACAUGGUCGGCAGUGGGUUUAUUUUUGGGUUAUCGGAAGCAAUCUGAUCCUGCGUUGUACAUGGACAUACAAACUAUCUGCUCAUCUCCGCCACAAUUACCUGACUGUGUUUUCAAUCACCGCGUUGGAGAUGUUCCGGCGCUUCCAAUGGAUGUUCUUUCGAGUAGAAAAUGAAUGGAAUAAGAUUACAAAGUCUAACUUUCAGCUUCCCAUGAGUGAAAUCCCGAGGGAGGAUGAAAAAUUACUAGGUUCAACCAAUCACAAUGUAUAGAGUAUACAAGUCUCCCACAUUACAAUAGCAUGAGAUUAGAUUCAUUCUUUGCGCAGGGGCAUCAUAUAUGACAUAUCUCAUCCCAAAAGGCAGAGGUGCUCGUUUUGGUAGCUUCCUGCGAGGGACAAAUUUUGAGUUUCAGUUAAGACAUGCCUUUGAGUUGGAUGUAUAAUGUGAGUCAUAUUAAAGUUAAAUUUAGGGGACCCUCAAACACUAGUGAGGACUCAGUAAAUGUCUUUGUCUUUAAGACUGUUGGCAAGUUGGAAUUGAAAUGAUACCACACUCGGACAAUUAGAGGUUAAAAAGGCGACCACCCAAGUUUCUCUCCAUGUCUCUUCUUCCCUUCUCAUGGCUGAAAAUUUCUCUCAGAGGCAGCAGAUCUCUGCACUAACAUCCAUAGCUGAUGCAGUUUCAUGGUACUGUGCUCUGGUUGUUGUAGCCCUCAUAUUGGUGGGUGCCCUGAGGGAAACUUCCCAUGCAUAUGAGCCCAUCAUCAGAGGCAAGCAGCUUUUGGAUCGACCGUGUGAUGAAAUAUAUGUGGUAGGAGAAGGGGAAACCCUAAACACAAUCGGGGAGAAGUGUGGUGAUCCUUUUAUAGUUGAGCAGAAUCCUCAUAUUCAUGAUCCAGAUGAUGUGUUCCCUGGACUUGUCAUCAAGAUUACACCUUUGAAGCCUCAGAAAUCAUACUGAGUUAAGUUUAUCUCUUAAUAUGGAGAGCAUAUAAAUAUGGUACUCUUUCAGGUCAAAGGUUUGUGUACUAUAAUUUUGUUUCUUUCAUGGGUAUUACGGAUGAAUUAAGAAAAGCUAGGGCUUUUCCUCUUUGUAUAUCGAUCUGUUGAAUAAUGAAAUUAAUAUAUGUAGCAUACCAAA
This is a messenger RNA of Rubroshorea leprosula, 2472 nucleotides long. Lineage: Eukaryota; Viridiplantae; Streptophyta; Magnoliopsida; Malvales; Dipterocarpaceae. The record is from the annotation of a GenBank genome assembly.